Molecule: messenger RNA, 1456 nt
Organism: Grammomys surdaster
Lineage: Eukaryota; Metazoa; Chordata; Mammalia; Rodentia; Muridae
Gene: Spi1
Product: Spi-1 proto-oncogene
Exons: 5
Coding region: 272-1090 (272 amino acids)
Biological process (GO): cell differentiation; regulation of transcription by RNA polymerase II
Cellular component (GO): nucleus
Molecular function (GO): sequence-specific DNA binding; DNA-binding transcription factor activity, RNA polymerase II-specific
Source: RefSeq, a predicted model, not a curated record
AAGAGAUUUAUGCAAACGGGCUGGGGCGGUGAUGUCACCCCAAGGGGACUAUCUCCCAGUGGCAGGCCCUUCGAUAAAAUCAGGAACUUGUGCUGGCCCUGCAAUGUCAAGGGAGGGGGCUCACCCAGGGCUCCUGUAGCUCAGGGGGCAGGCCUGAGCCCUGCGUCUGACCCACGACCGUCCAGCCCCCCGACGGGGCACCUGGUCCUGAGGGGGAUCCACAUUGAUCUCUACCGAAGCAGGGGAUCUGAUCAACCUGGAGCUCAGCUGGAUGUUACAGGCGUGCAAAAUGGAAGGGUUUCACCUCGUCACCCCUCCAUCAGAUGAUCUGGUUACUUUCGAACCAGCAGAACUAUACCCACGUCAAACGCAUGAUUACUACCCCUUGAUCGGCGGUGAUGGAGACAGCCAUAGCGAUCAUUACUGGGAUUUCUCUGCACACCAUGUACACAAUGAGUUUGAGACUUUCCCUGACAACCACUUCACGGAGCUGCAGAGCGUGCAGCCCCCGCAGUUACAGCAGCUCUACCGUCACAUGGAGCUGGAGCAGUUGCACGUCCUCGAUACCCCCGUGGCACCACCCCAUGCCGGCCUCAAUCACCAGGUUUCCUACAUGCCCCGGAUGUGCUUCCCUUAUCCACCCUCGUCCCCAGCCCACCAGCAGAGCUCAGAUGAGGAGGAGGGUGAGAGGCAGAGUCCUCCACUAGAGGUGUCUGAUGGAGAAGCUGAUGGCUUGGAGCCUGGGCCAGGCCUUCUGCACGGGGAGACAGGCAGCAAGAAGAAGAUUCGCCUGUACCAGUUCCUGCUGGACCUGUUGCGCAGCGGCGACAUGAAGGACAGCAUCUGGUGGGUGGACAAGGACAAAGGUACCUUCCAGUUCUCGUCCAAGCACAAGGAGGCGCUGGCGCACCGCUGGGGCAUCCAGAAGGGCAACCGCAAGAAGAUGACCUACCAGAAGAUGGCGCGCGCGCUGCGCAACUACGGCAAGACGGGCGAGGUGAAGAAAGUCAAGAAGAAGCUCACCUACCAGUUCAGCGGCGAGGUGCUGGGCCGCGGGGGCCUGGCCGAGCGGCGCCUCCCGCCCCACUGAUCACCCGCAGAGCCCGCCAGGCUCCCGGCCCCCGCCGGCCAUAGCAUUAACCUGUCGCCCGGCCCGGACACAGGGAGGACAUUCCCAGGGCCGAGGCAGGACUGGGGGCCCGGCCUCGCCCUCCCAUGCCCGGGCUGGCCCGCCCCGCCCGCUUCGCCUCCCACCAGGACUCUUGCCCGGUCCAAGGGCCGCCUGGACCUCGGACUUCACCCGAGGGUCAGCCUGGCUUAGUGGCCACGGUGCUUGGGAGUCUGGCGUUGGCACCUUUUUGUAUAUUGAAUGCUUUUUUGAAAGCUCUUCCUUUUCCCACCUCUCCCACCCUUUAGCCUCUGAAGACAAGUAAACUUAUUGUCAGCUAUUCUCCCA